Colossoma macropomum (tambaqui) is the source of this 1772-nucleotide messenger RNA. RefSeq names its product tubulin epsilon and delta complex 1 (gene tedc1). Lineage: Eukaryota; Metazoa; Chordata; Actinopteri; Characiformes; Serrasalmidae. The record is from RefSeq and is a predicted model, not a curated record. The transcript has 8 exons. The coding region runs from base 80 to 1408 and encodes 442 amino acids.
ACUUGCGAAAAGAAGGAAGUGAACGUUGAGCCACAGAAACACAAUAUACAGUCUUUAUGUUUCACAAAACUGUCAUAAAAUGCAGCGCGAGAAGAAUGUAAAAGUAAGAGAAGUAAUCACAACGCUUUGUAAGCUUCUGUCAGCACUGGGUGUUGAAGCGGUACCAACUGCCGAAGCUUUUAGGAGAGCCAAAUUCAACAAGACGGAUGCGACACAAGACAUGUGGAAGUUGCUCCAUAGUCUCCUAAUGAAGGCUUUUGAACGAGACUGUGCCUGCCAGGAGUCACACUCACACUUGGACUUACAAUUGGGGUUUGUAAGGAGUGCACUGUGGUACACUGGUUACGGCAGCUGGUGGACGAUCAAUGCCCAGUCCUGUAGAAGCGCAGAUGAGAUCGGGAGCAGAGACCUGCUGUUGGCUCUGGGCUGGGUCAUUUCCUCAGAAAACCUGCUGGAGUCCCUGCUUGGAGAGAAAGUUCUAGAAUUAGAGCAGCUCUCGGCUGCACCGAGGGUUGUGCCUAGUGUGGAGGAUUUGACACUGUGUUUAAGUGGAUCUGGAGUGGAUGGAGCAGGGAGAGGAGAUGUUAGGAACAUGCAGUGGCAGUACGGGAAAUUAAGGCUGCAGUGGAGGAAUCAUCUAGCAGCCCAGCAAGAGCAGGCCAAGUUUACCCACAAGGUCUUCUCCAACAUCAGCUCAUCCCCCAUCUCUGAGGCCAGCACUACUAGUGUUCCUAAAUGUACAGCAUCCUCUGGACUUGAGAAGGAUCUGGAGCGCAUACAGUCCUUGAAUGAAAUACUUGAGGCGUAUCUGGAAUGGAAAGUUGUGGAACCGCUAUUUUGGUGCUGGAUGGACAGCGUGAUUGAUGGCUACCUCUCAGACGACUGCAUCGUGGGGUUAGCGUUCAGUGACCACUCUGUCACUCAGAGCUGUUCCCACGACGACAAGGCCAGGAGAUCCAUGAGACAUCUAGACAAGGUGCUGCUGAGGCUACAGACAGAGCUCCAGCUCAGCCGAGUAGAAAAGACCACACACCCACUUACACAGGACAGACACACAGGUGCAACCUGGGUCAACCAGGAACAGAAAGAGAAGGUGGAGAGAAGAGUGGCUGCCCGCUUGCAAGGCUUAUAUCUUGCUAACACCCCUACAGCCAUGAACAGAGGCUUCAUGCCAUACUUCCAGGAGCCGCAGGCCUCCAGGUCACCUCGCAAGCCCCAGAAAGGUGACCUGAGCCAGGAAAUGGCUUCAAGAAAGCUCCAAGCUUCAUCAGCUAUAAGAGUUUUGAAGGAGAGGGAGGCGGUGCUGCUUUGGGAACUGGAGCUAAUCAGGCAGAGUCAUAGAGAGCAAAUACAGGCACAGGCCAGUACACUGGAGGGACUGGUGCUUAUCCCACCAAUCAAGAGAUGACACAUAUAGAAACAUGCACUGUAGAGCACUGCAGUAUUUCACAGUACAAUCUUCACAUUAAGAGCUGUGAUGGAUUCUCUGAGGACAUCUGCAGGGGUGUAAAAUGAACUUAGUAACAAAGAAAAACUUCAGAGAAGUUGUAAGUACUUCAAAGGGAAACAAGUAGACAGUGAAAUUUGUGUUCUAAUUCUUUGCCUUUUCAGGAAUGAUGAUGUGCUGUCUAUGCAUUUCUGUUGGUGUGUCUAUGAGUAUUACAAUAAGAAUGUUUAUGGAAAAAAAAGAAAGAAAAUUUGCUUAAUUUUUCUUUUUGUCAUCUACUGAACCAGGGGUCGGCAACAUGUGGCUCCAGAAUGGCAUGCAGCAC